AUGGAAGUUAAAUACGAAGGCGGUGAAGCGAACUCUCAAACAACACACCAUGUAUUGGAACCCAAGUUACCAAAAUACGUCCAGGAACCCAAGUUACCAAAAUACGUCCAGGAACCCAAGUUACCAAAAUACAUCCAGGAACCCAAGUUACCAAAAUACGUCCAGGAACCCAAGUUACCAAAAUACGUCCAGGAACUCAAGUUACCAAAAUACGUCCAGGAACCCAAGUUACCAAAAUACAUCCAGGAACCCAAGUUACCAAAAUACGUCCAGGAACCCAAGUUACCAAAAUACGUCCAGGAACCCAAGUUACCAAAAUACAUCCAGGAACCCAAGUUACCAAAAUACGUCCAGGAACCCAAGUUACCAAAAUACAUCCAGGAACCCAAGUUACCAAAAUACGUCCAGGAACCCAAGUUACCAAAAUACGUCCAGGAACCCAAGUUACCAAAAUACGUCCAGGAACCCAAGUUACCAAAAUACGUCCAGGAACCCAAGUUACCAAAAUACGUCCAGGAACCCAAGUUACAAAAGUAA
Messenger RNA from Ylistrum balloti, 537 nucleotides. RefSeq lists its product as uncharacterized. The transcript is spliced from 2 exons. The record is from RefSeq and is a predicted model, not a curated record. The coding region runs from base 1 to 537 and encodes 178 amino acids. Lineage: Eukaryota; Metazoa; Mollusca; Bivalvia; Pectinida; Pectinidae.